This is a messenger RNA of Drosophila obscura, 3932 nucleotides long. RefSeq lists its product as uncharacterized. Bases 56 to 3661 code for a protein of 1201 amino acids. The record is from RefSeq and is a predicted model, not a curated record. NCBI's taxonomy places the organism in Eukaryota, Metazoa, Arthropoda, Insecta, Diptera, Drosophilidae. The transcript has 2 exons.
CAUUGAUUUGUUUAUUUACCGUAAAUUUGUUGUAGUUAGGAAAGUUCUUUUUGAAAUGGAUCGCUUUAGAAAGGUGCCAAAAUGCUGUACUAACUCAUUGCGGCCAUGUCUUACGCACAAAUCCAAGUGGAAGCGAAAGUCAAACGCGAUCACAGACGUCAACCCACAGGAAUUGUCCGUUCCCAUGUUGCUGGACAGAGAAUGCCUGCGCCAAGUGAUUGCCACCUACAUGGACAAGCUGUCGAAAAAUCAUCCACAGGCAACAAUGGGCUGUGGCACACCUUCCCCAUGCUUUCAGAAGGUGUUUUCUAUGCUUUGGUAUUUGGACAGCUUCUUUGACGAUAUAAAGCACUGCUUUGUCGAGGCCGGAGCACAGAUGGGUCCAGAUGCAGAGGCGUACGCAGCUUGCUGCAAGAGCAGAAAAAAGAUUGCAAUCAAAGAGCAUAAAGAGCCCUCGAUAGGCCAAAAGCGCGAACGCCGGCCAUUCCAUGCUGAAGCAGAGGCAGACGAAAAGGAGCUGAUAGAACAGCAGGACAGUGGGCAGAGAGAUACGAGAAACCCUGCUAAACACAAGUGGCGCCUCGACCACGAGCAAAGGCUGAAUGAUAAGGCAAAGGAAAGGGAGCUGAGAGAUCAGGAGGACAAGGGGCACAGAGAUACUAGAAACCGCGACCGUCGUCCAUUCCAUGCUGAAGCAGAGGCAGACGAAAAGGAGCUGAUAGAACAGCAGGACAGUGGGCAGAGAGAUACGAGAAACCCUGCUAAACACAAGUGGCGCCUCGACCACGAGCAAAGGCUGAAUGAUAAGGCAAAGGAAAGGGAGCUGAGAGAUCAGGAGGACAAGGGGCACAGAGAUACUAGAAACCGCGACCGUCGUCCAUUCCCUGCUAAGCCAAAGUGGCGCCUCGAGUACGAGCAAAGGCUAAAAGAUGAGGCCGAGGAAGAGGCAAAGGAAAAGGAGCUGAGAGAUCAGGAGGACAGUGGGCAGAGAGAUACGAGAAAAGACAAAGCACAGUCUGAACUUCGACGAAGACAGCAAUUGAAGCGAGCAUCAAGAGCCGCGAAAGGAAUCCAUGAUUCUGGCCCUUAUCAUGAUCCAACUCCCGAGAAGCCGCCAAUGCAAGAGGAGCCGGAAGUGAACCAAGAGGAAAAGCAAUCACAUGAAAAGACCUUGAUGAAAUCCUUUCCCCGAAACAAAUCGACUGCCUCGAUACAUACGCCCUUUGGACACUACAUGGAGGAUACAGUCAAAGAGGAUUCGCAUCGACCCACUGAUCUCUUCGAUAAGAUGCUUAAAAGUGCAGCUGCCGUGGUGCCAGAGCACCAUCCCAGCCUCAAGAGCACCCACACGUUGAUCACCUCCAAGGAUGUGGCAAAACUCAAGGGGCAUCGAAAACCAGAUUUGUCACAGAAGAGACACAAAGCCUACGAAACUCCACAGAGUGAAGACACAAAGAUGCCGCACCAGAGGACGUCGUACACAAAACCAUUACGGGAAAUGCUGCAGGGCCAGGCCGUUACCGAGAGGACUCCUUUGCUAAGCAGUUCGCACCGGAUGCUGUUGGGGAAGAAAGAGGAUUCCAAGAGGAAGCCUACGACUGGCAGUCAGCGUCAGAAAAGAUCUAGAGAUAGGUCUAAAAAUGAACAGGACUCCAAGAGGAAGCGAAUUACUGGCAGUCAGCGUCUAGCAGGACUCAAGAAAGGCGCUACAGGUAGCUCCAAAAAUAAACAGGACCUAAACAAAAUAUCUGAAGAUAGUGCCAGGCAUGAAGAGGACUCCCAGGGGAAGGGUACAACUGGCAGUCGGGGUCAGGAAGGACCAGACUCCAAUAUAAGAUCUAAGGAUAGCACCAAGAAUGAACUGGGAACACGUGAGGGAAGGGACAGUUUUGAUAGCUUUGCCAGCGUCAAUCUGGAGACCUUCCUCAAGGAAAGAGAGAAAUCCCAAGCCGAACUGACGAGGUCCCUCAAUAACCGAGGGAAGAAAGUCAACAUAAUAGCGCCAAAAUUUUCGAAAACCUUUGGGAAAAUGCUAACUGGAAAAUCAGCUGCCAUACCAGAGCUCCACCCGGCCCUGAAGAGCUUCCACAAAAUACCCACAGCCGUUGAUCAAGAGCCGCCAGCACACAAGCGAGCACAUGGCUCGAAGCGUGGAAAGGUCAUUUCAGGAAUACCCGCACACUUGCUCUCCGAAAAGAGAAACGUCUUCAAAGGUCAACGACGACCCAUGGAGGCAAGUUCGAAUGUGCCCAGCAGAUAUGUACGCUCCUCAAUCGGCUCAAUCGCCUCGAUACUAAAAGCGCCAACGGAAUUUGAGGAGGAACCCCUUGAAAUCAAAGCGGAGUCCGACAACAAGACCUUGUAUAAAACCAACAGACAGAAAUUCAAAUCUUCGGGGAAUAUCGCACGUCUGGGUAAGCAUAGGUUAGCUGACUACCAGCCGGAUGAAUUCGUGCCCUACAGCUCCCAAAUUGAACAUGGUACAAGCUCGGAUAUCUUUCGUCAUUUAUUGCUUGGUGAAGGGGCACCCCUUCCGAAAGAGAAAAUUGCUUAUAAAAACCAACAAAUGAAAAAGUUUACGUUUUACAUCAAGGGCUCGAGACCGGAUCGAAAAAUAAUGAGGAGAGAGGGCUCGAAGCACUCCAUUGGCUACCUGUCGCCCACGAGAAGCCUCCUUAGCCGUGCCAGUUGGCUGAGCAAGAAGAGCAUACACAGUAGGAACUCAAAAGGAUCAGUGAUCAGCAUAAUGGAUAUGGCCAAGGCCGAACUGCCCGAUCAGAUAGAUACAAUUAAAGAAGAUACGUUCGAUGAGUUCGAAUUUAUGUUCCGAAACAUGCCAGACCCAUUCCUUACCGACAACGACCAAAAGUCCGACGCUACCUCACCCUCGGCAAUACUCUCAGGUCCCACAUCCAGGCGACACAGUAAAACUGUGCACCGCACAGAAAACACCAAAGAGGAGCGCGCCGCACUGGAGGCGAAAAUCAAGAUGCUCAUGGAGCACUGCGCCAUACGGGAGAUCUCUCAACCGAAGGUGAAGCGUAACUUUGUGGCCGAGGCCAUUGACCGUACCUAUGUGCCGCCGCCAAACAAGAAACCCGAUCCCAUCAAGCCCAAGCCGAGGCCAAGGGAUAAGUACCCCACCACUGUGGAGCUACUCAAAGUUCCCCCUACCCCCAACUGGCCAACGUUCGCUGAGAGGCACCGCCAAAAAUACCAGGCCGAAAUGUCCACAGAGUGGGAAUAUCCACUGUUGGAGCCUGUACAGCCUGUGAAGAUACGUCGCUAUUCAGAUCGCCCCUCCGAUUUCUUGUGUAUAGCUAAGCUGCUGGAGCACAAGAAGACUCUCGAAGACCCUCAUCCACCUGCAAAGGUGGCUGAGCAUGGAGCUGCUGGGGAUGGCCAAGCCGUGGAUGAAGAUCAUUACGAUUGCAACAUCUGCAAUCGCCUUGGAAAGUAUAAACUCGAGCCGGACUCUCCACUGAUCAAGAAGUUAAAAGCUCAAUCGCGACGUUUCGAACUCCGUGCUUACUACCGCCAAAUGAGGCAACGGGAGCUGCAGAAAGGCCUCCGAGUAACUCCUGUAGCUUCCUGUCCAGGCUGUCCUCUGUUUACAGAUAGUCUUAGUCAUUUGUUAGCAGAGAAAGUGAGCUGCUCCUGAAGGCGAUGGAGCGAUGGAACAAAAGAAGCAUCUCGUGUUCACAUGAAACGGUUUGAAAGUGCAUCGUUCGCGUGGCAACACCGGCGAAUGUAGCGCCUCAGCUUUGGACAUAUAAAUUAUAUGUUUGAAUGGCCAAAGGCAGCCCGGAACUCUGGCUGCCAGGUGGGAGUAUAUCAUCUAGUACCUCACCUGGCAGCCAGAUGGCCAGACUGCCUCCGCCAUCCAUCGAAUGUGCACUUCAUUUUUACAAAUACAAGUUUAAACGUUUUUA